AUGUUGACACCGGCCUUCACGUCCAGUAAGAUGAAGUCCAUGUUCGUGCUGAUGCGCGACUGUGCCAAAGAGUACGGCGACUAUUUCGCUUCCUUGCCCGCCGACCAGUCAACCUUGGAGUUGAAAGACGCAUUCACCAAGUACACAAAUGACGUGAUCGCUACUUGCGCGUUCGGCAUUGACGUCAACUCGAUGAAGAAUCCGAAAAACACAUUCUACGUGUACGGCAGAGAGGCAACCAACUUUAGUGGAAGAGCACAGUCUCUCAAGUUUUUCGCAGCGAGAAAAUUUCCAUGGUUAUGUCGAUUGUUCAAUAUCAGGAUAUUCAAGCAGAAGAUCGUCGACUUUUUCAAGGAGUUGAUAGUCAGCACGAUAAAGGCGCGAGACGAGAACGGUAUCGUUCGUCCGGACAUGCUUCAGCUGAUAAUGGACACCAGAGGGAAAUUAGGGCCAGGCAAAGAGUUGACCAUCGACGACAUAACCGCCCAAGCGUUCAUCUUCUUCUUCGGUGGAUUCGAGAGCACCGCCACUCUCAUGUGCUUCGCCGCUUACGAGGUCGGCAUCAACGACCAGGUACAGAAAAGAUUGCAAGAAGAGAUCGACCAAGUUUUGGAGGAUUGCAACGGCCAGGUUACCUACGAGGCCAUCAACAGCAUGAAGUAUUUGGAGUGUGUCAUUCUCGAGAGUCUUCGGAUGUACCCAGCGAUUGUCGGUAGCGACAGAGUCUGCUACUACCCAGAGCCGAAAAAAUUCAAUCCCGAGAGAUUCUACGACGAUCCGAAACAGAUGUCCAACUCUCUCUCGUUUCUCUCAUUUGGGCUGGGCCCCAGGAUGUGCAUCGGCAACAGAUUCGCCCUGUUGGAAGCGAAAGUUUUGCUUUUCUACGUUUUUGCAAAGUGUAAUUUUUCACCGUGCGCCAAGUCCUCCGUACCGUUGAAACUGGACUCGAAAGGAUUCGCCAUGAUACCGGAGAACGGCUUUUGGUUGAAAAUCCAACCGAGAAACGCAAAGAAAACGGAGAAGGUUGCCAUCCCAGGAACGAUAGUAAAUACCUGUUGGAAGAGCGAAAUAACAACGUAUCUGGAAAUGGAUUGGUGGUCGAUAAUAGCGGCGGUGUUGGCCAUGGUUUAUUAUCGAACCACUCGUAAUUUCAACUUCUUCGAGAAACGUGGGAUUCCGUACGUCAAAUCGAUAGUGUUUGUAGGAAGCUUGUGGGAGAUGUUUACCCAAAGAAAAGAUUUACAAUUUGAAUCCCGAGUCAAAGUAUGUUUUUUCGAGUUCGAUUCGCCUCUCUUCAUGAUUCGAGACCUCGACCUGAUCAAUUCCAUCACCGUAAAGAAUUUCGACCACUUUCUAAACCAUAGAAUGGUUUUCGAUCUGAACGUGGAGAGAAGUACGGAACAUGUUAACACCGGCCUUCACGUCCAGCAAGAUGAAGUGCAUGUUCGUGUUGAUGCGCGAUUGUGCCAAUACGGCGAUUAUUUCGCUUCCUUGUCCGUCGACCAGACAACCUUGGAAUUGAAAGACGCAUUCACCAAGUAUACCAACGACGUGAUCGCUACUUACGCAUUUGGCAUUGACGUCAACUCGAAGAAUCCGAAAAACACGUUCUAUGUGUACGGCAGGAAGCAACCAGCUUUGGAAGAGCGCACCCUCAGGUUUCUUGCAACCAGAAAGUUUCCAUAUGGUUAUGCCGAUUACUCAGUAUUAAAAUAUUCAAGCAGGAGAUCAUGGACUUCUUCAAGGAGCCAGUAGUUGGUAGCCAGUGCGAUAUUCGCCCGAGAUGA
Molecule: messenger RNA, 1787 nt
Organism: Heterotrigona itama
Lineage: Eukaryota; Metazoa; Arthropoda; Insecta; Hymenoptera; Apidae
Source: the annotation of a GenBank genome assembly